Molecule: messenger RNA, 1157 nt
Organism: Scomber japonicus (chub mackerel)
Lineage: Eukaryota; Metazoa; Chordata; Actinopteri; Scombriformes; Scombridae
Gene: edf1
Product: endothelial differentiation-related factor 1
Exons: 5
Coding region: 167-619 (150 amino acids)
Cellular component (GO): nucleus
Molecular function (GO): DNA binding
Source: RefSeq, a predicted model, not a curated record
UAAAGUUUUGGUAGAAAACGCGUGGGUGACAAUAGUGGAAGGAGCGUCUCUAAAGUAGCUCUAGCUAUAUACUUUAAAUACAGAUAAUUUUGAACACUUUGUGAGUUGAGCUUAUUUUUGUACAUAUAUUGAACAUUACGGGUAUCGCGUGAACCCCCCUGAUAACAUGGCAGAAAGCGACUGGGACACCGUGACUGUGUUGAGGAAGAAGGGGCCGACUGCUGCCCAGGCCAAAUCCAAGCAGGCAAUCACCAGUGCUCAGAGACGUGGGGAAGAAGUCGAGACGACCAAGAAAUGGUCUGCAGGGCAGAACAAACAGCAUCUUGUGACAAAGAACACGGCCAAACUAGACCGCGAGACAGAGGAGCUGCACCACACCAGAGUUCCCCUGGAGGUGGGCAAGGUCAUUCAGAAAGGGAGACAGGAUAAAGGCCUGACACAGAAAGACCUGGCCACUAAAAUUAAUGAGAAGCCUCAAGUCAUUGCGGACUAUGAGUGCGGGAAAGCAAUUCCCAACAACCAGGUCUUGGGCAAGGUUGAGAGAGCAAUUGGGCUGAAGCUUCGUGGGAGGGAUAUUGGCCAACCCCUGGUCCUGGAGGCAAAACCCAAGAAGAAAUGAACACAAAGCCUCGAAAUCAGCCCUCCCUCUCCCUUUUUUCCCCUAUAACUGAAGGCUAAACCCCUUCUGCGCCCCACCUCCAAGAAUCCCAAGCACUCUCCCCCUUUCUCCUCCCCCCAUCCCUUCCUUUACCCGGGCUGAUCUCACCUGUGUCCUGCCUGAGGACCUGGUGCUCCACUGCUAUACAGGCUGCACACUGACAAGUCAUCUGAAACACGUUCUCGACCAUAUUAUCAAAUAAUCAAACAUCACAAACUCAAAACUUCUGAGAAUUUUUUUUCACUUAUGUCUGCUUAGGCUUUUGGCAUGAUGAAUUCUACUUUUUGGUGGUGAUGUAAAAUCAUUUAAAAGGUGAAUUUGUUUUCAUGGCCAAACAAAUAUAGUUCGACCAACUUCCGUUCUAAGCAUGAUAUUAAGCCAAAAGUGCUUGAAUGCAUCUUUUUCACACACUUGCGACAGUGGGUGGAUGUCAUUACAGUGUUGAAAUGUUUUAAUGCUGUGCUUUGUUUUGAUCUAAGAAUAAAGUUUGGCAAUUCAA